Molecule: messenger RNA, 3428 nt
Organism: Talpa occidentalis (Iberian mole)
Lineage: Eukaryota; Metazoa; Chordata; Mammalia; Eulipotyphla; Talpidae
Gene: CYB5R5
Product: NADH-cytochrome b5 reductase-like
Exons: 7
Coding region: 307-1260 (317 amino acids)
Molecular function (GO): oxidoreductase activity
Source: RefSeq, a predicted model, not a curated record
CGCCAGGACUUCAAACCUGAGAUCAGGGCCACUUUGAUCUCCUCCUAGCCCUUAGCGCUCAGACCGGGCACUUCCCUCUGAGCCCCAGUGUUCCUUGCCAUAAAAAGUAGGCAUAGAAAUGUCUAAGCUCGUCGACACGUAGAGGGUGCGCUGUAAAUUUCCUUUCCUCUCCACACACUUCUCUUUACCAUGGGUGCUUUUACCACUGCCCUUCCCUGAGCCGGAGAGUAGCCCAGGCUGCCACACCAGACUUGCACCCAACUGCUCCCGCUGCACGCCUCUUCCUCAGCGCCGAAAGCCAGGCUGAUGAUGGACCAGCAGGAGGAAGACGAUGAUGAGGACAUGUGGCUGCAGCUUCGGCCUGUCGAGCCCUUGCCCUCCCAGUGCUGCGGCAGUGGCUGCUCUCCCUGUGUGUUUGACCUCUAUCACCGAGACCUGGCCAGGUGGGAAACUGCCCGAGCCUGCAAGGACAGGAACCUGCUGACUGGGAAGGAGCCACAGAGCUCCCCCUCCAAGCUGAGCCCAGAGACCUUCCUGGCUUUCCGCAUCAGUGCCAUAAGCAAACUCACUAAGGACACCUACCAAGUCCGGUUUGCACUGCCCGGGAACAGCCAGCUCGGCCUGCGACCUGGCCAGCACCUCAUCCUACGGUACGUCAGAGGGAGAGUAGAUGACUUAGAGAUUCAGAGAGCAUAUACGCCCACCAGCCCUGCCAACGCAAAGGGCUACUUUGAAGUUUUAAUCAAGUGCUACCAGACUGGGCUGAUGUCCCGCUACAUCGAGUCCUGGAAAGCAGGAGACACGGCUUUCUGGAGGGGACCCUUUGGAGGCUUUGUCUAUAAACCAAACCAGUAUGGGGAGCUCCUCAUGCUGGCAGCAGGGACUGGGCUGGCCCCUAUGGUGUCCAUCCUGCAAAGCAUCACAGACAAUGCGGAUGAUGAGACUUUUGUCACCCUGGUCAGCUGCUUCAAGACCUUUGAAAGUAUCUACCUGAAAACCUUCCUCCAGGAGCAGGCCCGUUUCUGGAAUGUCCGCACCUUCUUUGUACUCAGCCAGGAGAACUCCCCGGAGCAGCUUCCCUGGAGUUACAGGGAGAAGACCCGCUUUGGCCGCCUGACCCAGGACCUGGUGGAAGAGCUUGUGGGCUCCUGUCGGAGAAAACCCUAUGCAUUGGUCUGUGGCUCGGCCGAAUUUACCAAGGACAUGGCCAGGUGCUUGCUGCAUGUGGGCCUGGCGGAGGACUCCUAUUUCCUCUUCUAGUCUUGACCUGCCUUCCUAAACCCAGAUCAGGGCCCAGCCUACGGGACACAGGAAGGAGCACUGACUAGAGUCAGAAGAUGUGAAGAGGCCUGGCCCUGGUGCUCGCUUACCAGGUGACCUUGGGCCAAUGUCUUUACCUCUGAGCCAGUGCCUCCCUGUUUCUCAUCUACCCCAGCUCAUUUCUGACUCCCUCAGGCAGGCAUCUUGCUGUGUGGAGGAAGGAUGGGGCUACAGGACCCUGGGGAGGAGACUCCCUGGAAGGAGCCAGGUGCACACUGAGCCUCAGGGUGAGUAGGGAUUGGCAGGAGAAGGGACACAGGCUUUCCCUGGACCCCUCAGUUUAGAGGGCUUGGAGGGGCUCCUGUUGGACCGUGCCUGGUAAUGCCUGUUUCAAAGCCUGAUUUCAUGGAUACUGUGUCUGUGCCGGGGCCUCAGUGAUGGCUCAAGUUAGGUGCUUGCUACGUGUUUAGGCGAUGACCACGAGGGAGACUGAGAACCCUCUGAAGGAGGAAUUUGAAAGAAGAAAGUUCCCUGAGCCUGACACAGUGAAGGACUUGGUCCUGUGACCUGACCACAUCCUCAGAGGGAGGUGGGGCCCUGGAGUACCUUUGUUUUGUGUUGGCCCAGGCCUUUCCUGCGGCAAACAGCUUCAGUCUCCAUUCCCUGGCCCAAGAUCCCAGCCCAGAGUCCUUUCCCCAGCAGAAGAGGCAGGAAAGCAAGCAAUAGCCCCUCCUUCCUGCACACAGCCAAGUCAGCCUUCAGCUCAGGCGCCCUGGUGACGGUUGCUAUGGAGAUCUAAAGAUAGAGCAGGAGUCAGGAGACCUGGGUCCUUCUCCCUGCUCUGCCCACUGAAUGGCUGCUGAUUCCCAUCCACCCACCACUCCCCUCCCACCCCGCCCCUCCAUCCUGCAUGGGGCAUGCCCUCUCCAGGGAACCCAGCGCUCCUGGGCAGCAUGCUGCAGUUAAUGAAUUCUGCUUUUCGCAGCCUGAGCUCCGGUGUGCUGCACCAGCUCAGGCUGACUACAGGCAGUCCCAGAAUCAGAAUAUUAACCAUGGAAUCUCAGAAUCCAAGAACCAUUGAAUGGGAGAGUUCAGAUUUUACAGUCAUAGAAUCACAGUCCUCAACAUAUCAGAGGUUAAAAUCCAGGACUCCAAAAAGCAUCCAGCCUAACCAGCACAUUGUAUAAACUGGAAAAGCAAGGCCAAGUAAGCUCAGUGUGCUACCCACUUAGCUUCACAUUGCAUGGCGGGCCGGCACGAGAAGCCCGGUCUGUUUUCAACCCUGUGCUCAGAGUUCUGUAUCAGGGUCUAGUGAACUGGGCUCCACAGGACCCUGGGUUCCUUGCAUGGCAACAGUGAUGCAAGGGCCAGAUGGAGUAUACAGGCUCCUCUUCAACCAGACCAGUUCUAUUUUUAUCCCAUUUAUAUAUUGAAGUUAUUUUCACUUGUGAAAAAGGAGUUCCCUGCAAUACCCUAAAAGUUGCAACAAAUUUCUGUGCAGUGCAUGUUCAAUAAAUAAUAAUGACUGGGAGUUGGGGGACAGGGCCAAAGAUUUCAAACCAUUUCAGAGGUAGAAUUCCAUGGUCAAAUAAACGUGGGGGAUUCUGUAUGUGAUCUUUGCCAAGAAUCAGAUGCGCAUGAACACGUGAAGGACUCUGAACAUUCCAGUGGUAAACAGACUUUCUUCAUUUUAUUAAACCCCGAGUUUCCCAACUUAUUUAACUGUAGAACAUGUUCAUCCUCUAGACUCUCUUGAGACCAGAUUACAUGGAAUACACUUUGGGAAACACUGGUCUCUUGGCUUCUGUGCAGCAUAAUGGAAUGAGCAGGAAGGCCUCGCUGAAAGUCAGAGAUACAAGAGGGUCUUUGGUCUCCUACUGGUGGCUCUGGCAAGACCCUUUUCCUCUCUCAGGGCUUCUGAAAUCUGGGAUACUCCUUACCCUUCCCUCUCUGUCAGUUGGUGUGUCCUCUUGAUUCUACUCAGAAACGCUCCCGGACUUCCUUUGAAGCCAGACUGUCAUAGGCACCAAGGAAGCAUGAGUGAGCAGGCAGAUGCAGCCCUGGUAGGGUAGCCUCCUCUGGGGAGCUGACAGCCCAACCAGGAGGACAGACAUUAAACUUAUAGCUCUGAAAGGGACAGGUGUUGUGAAAAGUGAAGUCAGGAGAGG